UGUCCACACUGAUUUGAAAUUGUGAAAGGCUAGAUCAAUUGUCCUUCGUCUAACCCAACUGAUUACAGCCAAUUUGGUAUUUAUUUGUGCGUGGGGAACUUUGCAUGACACCACAAUACCUUUUGAUUAAAUUUAGACCUUAGGUUAUACAAAAUUCACUAAAAACACAAUGUGUGCUAUUAUUCUGUAAUAUACCAAAAUUUUAUAUAGCUAUCAUUUAUCCAUCCAAAGUUUUUUUCAUUUUAUGACCAUUGUCAAUUCAUUUUUUAAAACCAUUCUGAAAUGAUAAUCUCGACAGGUCAGCUGAGCAGUUUUUUUUUUUUUUUUUUUUUUGACAGAUAAAGGCAUAUCAUUACUAAUGAUCAGAAGUUCAUUAUUUCAUAGUUUCAUAAUUUCUUACUCCAAUGGGACCACUCUGAUAUAUUUGACAAGGCAAAGCGAAUAACUCUCUUCUUAUCAAUCAAAGACAGUGACUUGCCUGGUUUUGUUGCCAUGUGCAUACUUUGCAGAAUCUGAUAUUUCCUUCUAACUAAUCCAAUAACCCUUUCGACAUGAAUACGCACAUUUGCUAUUUCUUUAGUUUGUUCCAACUCAUCUGCUGACUCAUCUGCAGAUUGAAGUGUUCAAUUUGUACCAUAAUGUUCUUUAAAGAGCAGACAAAGUAUGAUACAGUUUUCAGUGAUAAACCUAUUCUUGCAAUAACUGUUUUGUUAACCCUCUGUCGAUCCAACUGUCCAUGGGCUGGGAUACAAAAAUGCGAAAGUACAAUCUGUAGUUUUCAGGGAAAUCCUGAAAGCUGUCGAAAAAAAAGGAAUUUCUCGAUCCAGGAAACACGGAGAGAGAGUAAACAUUGUUCAUUUACAUAUACUACUGACACUGUAACAAUUCAAAGUGGGUUGAAAAUCAGUGAACUUACACUUUAUGUCUUGUGUUUUAUGACAGAUUUAUAUACAGUCAUUAUCUAUUGCCAUUUUUUUUUUCUUCACUUUAUGAAUAGCAAAUCUAAUGUGGUCAAUUCCCAUGUGUUCUGCUGGUAUAGUGAUCCAUAUGGUGGCAGUAGCUGUUAUAUAAACUGCUUACAGCAAAUUCAGAAGUUGACUCAGAUCAACGGCAACAACCAGUUCUCUUCACUUUCGCCUUCACUAUUCAGAGAAUAAUUCUCUCUUGAAUCUACUUUAAAAAUAUUAAUGGACUAGACUGAACUUAGGACAUCAAAAACUAUUUAAUGCUUUAUUCUUCAUAUAAUGGACAACAGCUGAAUCCAAAUUAUUUUAUUUUUUUUAAGUGGCUAUUUCAUUGUUUUGACAAGCAAAUGGAAAAUGGAACCAUGCCUUCAUAUUUUUAUUUCACUUUGUUCAAGGAGUUUGUUCACAUGAAAUAUCUCAUCCUAAUAUUGACACUUACAGUUUAUUUAGCAAUUAUAUUAUUUAAUGCCAUCAUUUUGUUUGUGGUGUUUAAAGAGAGAUCUCUACAUGAGCCAAUGUACAUACUGAUAUCUUGUUUGUCUGUCAAUGAUCUCUAUGGCUCAGCUGGUUUCUUCCCUAGGAUAAUGGUUGAUCUCCUUUCCGAUACAAAUACCAUUUCUAGGCCAGCGUGUUUUGUUCAGAUUUUUACCAUUUAUUCUUAUGCAAUAUCUGAAUAUACAAUAUUAACUCUGAUGGCAUAUGACAGAUAUGUUGCCAUAUGCAAUCCUUUAAAAUAUCAUAAAAUGAUGACAUCAAAAGUAACAGCAUUGUACAUGGCAAUAGCAUCACUUUAUGCAGCGUUUUCUAUGGCUCUCAUUAUUUUCUUCUCAGCCAGGUUGCCUUUGUGUGGGACUGAAAUCGCUCGACUGUACUGCUCCAACUGGUCGGUGGUUCGACUCUCUUGUGGGACUUCAACUUUGAGUAACAACAUAAUUGGAUUUUUUGUCUCAACAACAACAGUUUUUCUCCCUGCCUUCUUUAUUUUAUAUACUUAUGUCCGAAUUUUGGUCAUUUGUCAAAAAAGCUCCAAAGAAUUUAGGGGCAAAGCAUUACAAACAUGUCUUCCUCACAUUAUAAGUUUUGUGAACUACUCUAUAGCAUCAUUUUGUGACAUUGCUCUAAGUCGCUAUGAUUCAGACAAAUACAAGAUUGUGGCUAUAAUUUUUUCAGUGGAAUUUUUGGUUAUUCCUCCUGUUCUCAAUCCUCUUAUUUAUGGCUUAAAUUUGCCAGAAAUUCGCAAAAACAUUUUAUGUUUGUUUCAAAGGUCAAAAAUUGCCCAUUUUCCAGGAUAA
Molecule: messenger RNA, 2257 nt
Organism: Ctenopharyngodon idella (grass carp)
Lineage: Eukaryota; Metazoa; Chordata; Actinopteri; Cypriniformes; Xenocyprididae
Gene: or64a1
Product: odorant receptor, family 64, subfamily A, member 1
Exons: 1
Coding region: 1226-2257 (343 amino acids)
Biological process (GO): G protein-coupled receptor signaling pathway
Cellular component (GO): membrane
Molecular function (GO): G protein-coupled receptor activity; olfactory receptor activity
Source: RefSeq, a predicted model, not a curated record